UCUUGCUUUCUGAUUGGUUUAAAAACCUCUCAGAAGCCAACACAGCUGGCAAGAGGACAACAAAUAUGCCGCGGAAACUGAGAUCCACAAGCUCUGGUGACAAACCAUCAGUUGUCAGGAAGCAUGAUGACCCCACAAGUACAUCUCAAGAGGCUGGUGGUGCACCAUCAUCAAGAAGCUACAGUAGUGAACCAGGCCCAUCUACAUCUCGACAAACUGAUGCUGCACGUUUAAGAAGAGGCUGUCAGACUAGGUCUUUUCUGGAUCUCCUUGAUGAAAGUGACUUCAGUGAGAGUGAUGAUGACUGGCUACCCGAGGCAGUGACGUCAUCUGGGAGACUAAUUGGAGUUGAAGAAGCUGUCACUUCUUCAGACUCGGAUUCUGAAGAAGAUCUCCAGGAGAUAUCUGUAUCUUCAACUGCUGGGGAGCCAAGAAGAUUGUUUUACCUACGAAAUAAAUCUUUCGUAGACCAUGCUCCUCAGAAUGCAACAGAAAAUUUAGGAGCUUGUAACUUACUGAAACCAAUUGAGUAUUUCCUAUCUUAUGUCAGUGAGGAUUUUUUGGGAGAUAUUGCAAUGUAUACAAAUAUGAAAUCAAUUGAAACUACAGGUGCAUGUAUUAACACAAACAGCAAAGAAAUUGCCACUUUCAUAGGAAUGACAUUUGCUAUGUCAAUCAUAAAGAUGCCAAGAAUUAGAAUGUAUUGGCAGUCAAAAACUAGGAUCCCUUGGAUAGCUGAAAAUGGCAAGAGACAGAUUUUUCCGUCUCAGACAUUCCUUAAAGGUUAUUAA
Penaeus vannamei (Pacific white shrimp) is the source of this 791-nucleotide messenger RNA. NCBI's taxonomy places the organism in Eukaryota, Metazoa, Arthropoda, Malacostraca, Decapoda, Penaeidae. The record is from RefSeq and is a predicted model, not a curated record.